UUUUGAUUUUGUAUAAAUAUUUAUGUUAAGAUUCCCCAAAGAUGCUAAGAAACGCCGACUUUGGUUGAGGGCACUGAAUCGGGAUGGAUUUGUACCCAGUGAGCAUUCCUGUGUGUGUUCAGAGCACUUUGUGUCUGGUUGGCACAGUGAUGACCCCUCGGAUGAGAAUUACGGUUCGACUAUAUUCUUAUACAAGGAGAAGCCUGUUGAUGCUGAGAGACAGAGCCGAGCAGCCAGAAGGAAUAUACAGAAGGAUUUUAGAGAAGCAGAGUACAGGCAGAAGGAGCGAGAGGGUAAGCAGUUGAGCUUUUCCUUGUUCAGCCACUCGUCUUACGCGAGGAGUGAGAAGGAAGAAGGCCAGGAUCCAGAGAGAGAGGAGGCGGAGCAGGACGACGUUGACAUUGGGGUCAAGCACACAAGAGAUAUGGGUGUACAGUGUGAUCCAGACCCACUGUUACAAGAGAAUAUGGCCUUGAAAGCUGAGCUGAGGAGGUUACAGGGUCAUAAGUGUCGGCUGACAAGAUAAAGGAUGAUGACACCAAGACAAAAUUCUACACUGGACUGCCUAGCUUUGCAGUUUUUAUGUGGCUAUUCAACCACCUGGUGCCCAAGUGCAAAGAGAUGGUGUACUGGAGAGGUUCUUCUGCUACCCCUGGAGAGAGGACACGACCGAGACGCGCGAUGUCAUUGGAGCUUAUAGAUCAGUUUCUUGCCACGAUGAUGUGACUUAAAGUUGGAUUAUAUGUUGAAGCUAUUGCUGAACGCUUUG
Molecule: messenger RNA, 769 nt
Organism: Saccostrea cuccullata (small rock oyster)
Lineage: Eukaryota; Metazoa; Mollusca; Bivalvia; Ostreida; Ostreidae
Exons: 4
Coding region: 23-526 (167 amino acids)
Source: RefSeq, a predicted model, not a curated record